UUUCCGUGACCCGGAAGUGUUUCUUUAAUGUUGCUCACAAGACGCAAAUUGAUACAAGACGUUAAUUCAGAAGUUUGUUUCCAGAACAAGACAUUAUUGAUUAGAGGAAGUGAUAAGUGGUAAAAAACGAGCAUAUUACAUGUUGUAGAGUUUCCGUAUAGAAAUUAACAUAUCAGGUUCCUACACAGUCCUCGUUGGACCACCAAACUCAGGAUGUCGUACAUCACGGAAAUUGCUGUUUCCAUUAAUGAUGAUCAGGAGCAAGGCCUACGGAAAAAAGGUUUCAACAAAAUCUAUGUUGAUCUGAACGAAGGUGCAGGAGGAAACUAUAUUUUCCUCUGGUACAAGAAGGGCAGCAGCAAUCCCAUCACCAGAUUGCAGGUUACAUUCACAGAUGACAUGCAAAUUGGUUUGAGAAACGCAGGUUACCAUCAGGUGGAUAAAGACCUCAACGCUGGGGCUGGAGGAGAUUACAUCCAUCUCUGGUACUACAAAGGUACAACUGAGUAUGACAACCCUAUAGUGGAUCUUAAGGUUACCAAAGAUGCAGAAGAUGAAGCCCUAUUUUACCAGAAAGGCUGGGAACGACUGGCGUGUGACCUGAAUCGCAAAGCUAAAGGCAAGUGGAUCCGUGUUUGGGUGAAGAAAGAGAAGAAGAUGUACAUCGCUGACAUCAAGGCAACUACCUCUUUUGCAUUUGAUCACGAGUAUUUUUCCCAGGGCUACACCCGUGUGGAUGAAGAUGUGAGCCGAGGUGGAGGAGGAGCCUUUGUCUUUCUUUGGUAUCGUCAGUCCCUAACACAGUCCCAAUGGAUCAAUCACCUGGAUGUCUCCACUAACUGCAAAGAAGAGCAAAACCUUGAGGAACAGAGUUAUACCUGUGUUGGUGUUAAUCUCAAUGAUGGAACAGAAGGCAACAAGAAGAUACAUGCCUGGUACAAGAAGGGUUCAGACCAUCCCAUCCAGACCAUCACUGUAAUCUUUGAACACGAAGUGAGUCCUUAUGAGAAGGCUGGCAUCCAAGUCAUUAGAAAAGAUCUGAAUACAGGCAACAAGGGCGAUUACUUGUACCUGGCAUACCCAUGAAAGCAUGAGUGGGAGGGGUUUCAUCAAAGUCUAUUUUAUUUUUCAAGAAUAUUUAGUUUUUUUGAUAUUUUGUCUUUUUACUAUUUUCUAUAGAAUAUAGGGUUUAAAUGGUUUGCAAAGUAUAGCAUUCUGUUUUUAUUUCCAUAUUACACAGCGUCCCAACUUUUUUGGAAAUGGGGUGAAAUCUUCCAAGACGUCCAAUAUGUAACAUGUUAAAGAAAACCUGCGGAUCAAAGGCACUUAAACAGUCUUGUGAUUUAAUGCUUGUAAUCAGUAAACAUAAUCCGAAAUGUAAUCUUCUAAACAGAUUGUAUUUGAGAUGUCAAUUUAUUGUUGAUACUGCUUCUGCUUUGUGAUACUGGACAAUGGAAAUCAUGCAUUUCUUUGCUGGCAAAUAAAAAAACAU
Messenger RNA from Esox lucius (northern pike), 1492 nucleotides. RefSeq lists its product as uncharacterized. The record is from RefSeq and is a predicted model, not a curated record. Lineage: Eukaryota; Metazoa; Chordata; Actinopteri; Esociformes; Esocidae. Bases 214 to 1086 code for a protein of 290 amino acids. The transcript is spliced from 2 exons.